AUGACUUGAGAUGUGAUCUUAUUGAAUGCUUGAGGUAAAAAUAGUGUUAUGUUUUGUGUGACCUCAUGAGACACUGAUCUACCGCAUACCAGACUACAGUACAAGAUCAAGAUCAAAACAAGUUGGGAAACAGAUGUGAUAGAACCUGCCCUGCUUUUUGAACACAAGGUAGUUUCUGUCAGGAGAGUAAACUGAAGUCACAAUGGCAAUAAAUCAGCAGUGUCUUCAGAAAGAGUGGAGAAGAUCGGGGAGAUCAAGAGAGGAUGAAAAUUCAAGCAGUGACACUGGAAGGAUAGAUGUGAGUGAAGAGGAGUGUGAAGAGAAUCCAGGGGAGCAAGAUGAGUGGACAGAAAAAGAGGAUCCAAAGGAGCAGCAAGUAAAUGCAUGGGGAAGUGAGAAGACUGUUGAUGAUGAUGAAGGAUGUAGUGUUGGUUUUCCUUUUAUGGCGGCAAACAGUGACAGUUUUUUAGCAAUGUGUAAUGAUAAAGUCAGCGAAGAAAAGGAUGUCAAUAAAUAUGACAACAACAAUAACACUGAUGCAGUAUCCAUUAAUAGUUGUCCUGUUACUAACAGUGAUAACUUAGUGGAUGUUUUUACAAUUGAUGCUGGUGAUGAUGCUGAUAAACAUGAUGAUAAAGAAUAUAGUGUUAGUUUUCCUGUUGCGUCUGCAAACAGUGAUGGUUUAAUUGCUGCAUGCACAAAUGAUGAUAAAGAGGAUGUGGAUAAAAAAGAUGACAAAAAUAACAAUGAAGAACAAAGUAAUAGUUUACCUGUUCUGUCCAUAAUCAGUGAAGGUUUAGUUGCUUCACUUACAAAUAAUGAUGAAGUCAAUGGUGACAAUAGUGGAUAUAAUGAACAUGUUGACAUUAAUGGCAAUAAAGAAUAUAUUAGGAGUUUACCUGUUACUUCUGCAAAUGGUGACAGUUUUAAUGCCAUGUGUGCACAAAAUUAUAAAAGCACUGUUAAAGAUUAUGAUAAAUACGACAAAGAUAAUGAAAAUGACUCUUUUGCUACUGCCUCCUUCAGUACUGGUGACAUUGGUGUUUCUGAAAAAGAUUUAACAUUUGGAGGUUUAAAAUUUAGUGAUGAAGAGCAGCACAUGACUGACUCCAGCUCUGAACAAGAACUGAUAAAUCAAGAGCUGGAGGAGGAGGAUGAAGAAGAUGAUUUUGAAAAUGAUGGAAGUAGCAGUUUUGAAGAUUCUGAAGAUGAGGAUUGUGGCAUGUAUCCCAAGAAGCUAUACUCUGAUCCAGCAUACCCAGGAGCAGUCUUCCAGGCUCUUGAGAACAUGAUGUUGUACUCGGUCCUCACUGACUUGACCCUCUUCACAGAGGAUGGUUACCAAUUCCAGGUUCAUUCCUUUGUCUUGGCUGCUGUCAGUUACCUUAUACAGACAAGACUCAGACAGAAACCCAAACAAGAGCAAUAUAUCUCAUUGUAUAUGGGUCCCAGUGUUCAUGGUUCAGGGUUGGCAGCAGUGGUGGAGUUCGCCUAUACAGGGAACAUUGGCAUGUUGAACAAAGGCAAUAUAGAAUGGGUCUGGUCUGCAGCUGUCAGCCUGGAAGCUCCGAGAAUUCUAGAACUCUGUAAAGAGGAGGAAGAGAGAAAGGAGGGCGAGGCAAGAGGAAAGAAAGUGGACAGAAAAGAGAUUUCUGCUGAGGAACAUUUAAAGAUUAGUCUACAACAAAUCAGACAGAUGUGGACACAGAGAAUGGGAUGUGACGUGGAGCUUGAAGCAGAAGGAAGGGUGUUUCAUGCUCACAGAGCACUCCUGGCUGCCAGCAGUGACUACUUUAGAGGCAUGUUUACCAGUGGGAUGAAGGAAAGCCAACAGGAUCUGGUGUCUCUUCUGUUAGUCGGGGCCACCAAGUUUGAAGCCCUCCUGCACUACACCUACAGCGGGGCUCUUGCUCUCGGAUGGGGCUGUGUGUUUGAUCUCACCUGUACAUCUCUGCAAUUCCAGUUCCAGACUGCCUUUUCACUGUGCCUUAGCUUCCUGCAACAAGAAAUAGAUGCUUAUAGCUGUCUAGACGUAGCAUCUUUCGCAGAGGCCUAUGGGAUGGCGGACUUACUUGCACUGGCCGAUGACUUUGUCUUGAGGCACUUUCAAGACGUGUCCAUCACUCCAAAGUUCAAAGAUCUAUCUGUGGAGAAACUAAAGAAGUACCUUCGAAGUGAUUCUCUCUGUGUUCCCUCGGAGUUGCCCGUGUUCAAAGCAGUCAUGUGUUGGAUUCAAGCCUCUCCCAGAAAACGGCUCAAACUUGCCAGGGAGCUGAUGGGAACCAUUCAGUUUCCCCUCAUGACCUUUAAGGAGUUCAAAGAAGUCAAGUCCAUAACAUCUUUGCCAAGAAUUGGUGCCAAAAGACUAUACAAUUCUCUCCUUGAGGAGUUCUGUUCCAAUUCUUCAGAUGCUCAGUCAAAUUUCAGGGCCUAUAUGCCUAAAGAGACUCUAGUCUUGGUUGGGGGUGAGAGGAUCACUGAUAAUUUUGACAAACGUAGACUGUGUAGGGAUAUUUGGUUUAGCAAUUCCUUGCAGAACCACGUUGGAUUGGUGAAGAAAAUAGAGUGGAGAAUGCUGGGAACUUUACCUGAGAAACCAAGGUUCAGUCAUGGAGUGGGGGUAAUGAGGGGCCAGCUUUACGUAGUUGGCGGACGGCAUUAUUACGGCAAAGCUGAUACCAUGAAUUGCACCUACAGAUACGAUCCCAUCCAAAACUUUUGGCAAAGGUUGGCCGAUAUGCAUGAGACAAGAGGCAGCUUCACUCUAGUGGUCCUGAAUGGCAAAAUAUAUGCAAUUGGUGGAGAGAGGGACUCAGAAGCCAAUAUGGAGAGUGUGGAGGUUUACUGCCCCAACACAGAUUCUUGGAGUUUUGUCCACCCAUUAGACCACGCUCUAUGCUGUCACGCGGCCAGUGUGUGGAACGGCACGAUCUUCCUGUCAGGAGGCUUCAACAGUCAGUACCAAUGCCUGUCGUCUAUGACCCUUUACCACCCAGAACGAGGAUCCACUUCCCUGGCUGAAAUGACACAUGAGAGAGCUCUGCACUGCAUGGAGACCCUAGGUGACCGUUUAUAUGUGGCUGGAGGGGUUUCAUGUGAAACUGAUGGCCAUCUGGUAGAUCAAUUAGCCUGUGAGGUCUAUGACCCUGUGGCCAACUCCUGGAGUGCCAUUAUGCCAUUCCCAGUGCCACAUGUUGGCUCAGCAUCAGCGGUCUUAGAGGGGAAGGUCUAUGUAAUCGGAGGUUACUGCCAGGAGGACUACAAUGAUACCAAAACAGUGCACCGCUAUGAUCCUGCAACAGAACGCUGGGAGAACAUGAGCGUGACACCAGGCCCAAACACACACAUAGCGGCCUGUGUGCUGCCACUACCAGCACAUCUAAGACAAUAAGAAAAAAAUACAUUAUCUGUGUAUUAUCUAUGUAUUAUC
Messenger RNA from Carassius auratus (goldfish), 3430 nucleotides. RefSeq names its product kelch-like protein 26. Gene Ontology annotation, molecular function: protein binding. The transcript has 4 exons. Lineage: Eukaryota; Metazoa; Chordata; Actinopteri; Cypriniformes; Cyprinidae. The record is from RefSeq and is a predicted model, not a curated record. Bases 203 to 3391 code for a protein of 1062 amino acids.